Diatraea saccharalis (sugarcane borer) is the source of this 1330-nucleotide messenger RNA. The record is from the annotation of a GenBank genome assembly. Lineage: Eukaryota; Metazoa; Arthropoda; Insecta; Lepidoptera; Crambidae.
AUUGUUCGGUCACAAAAUCUAUAUAUUUGAUAAUAAUAUUCUUACAAAAGUUCGACAAGAGUUUUGUAACAAAUGCUUUGCAUGCAUACAGAUUGAUAGCGUCUAGAAUUGAGAAGAAUGGAAGAGUUUCUGGGUAAGGAGUACAAGAUGGUUAGUGAAGAAAAUUUCGAACAAUACUUGGUACACAUUGGCUUGAAUUACAUUAAAAGAAAAAUAGCUGUCAACACGAGACCAAUACAAUGUCUCACCCGCAACGCCGAUGGUAAAUACAAGUUUACCGUACAUUCGUCUAUGUUCACAUGGGAUAUGAUAUUUGAACCGGGAGUGGUGUUCUAUACAGAGAAACCAGACGGAGGGCAGAUUGAAUCGUUGAUAACUUUUGAAGGCAAUGUAAUGACACACAAGCAAUGGGAUAAAAAGGGGCUGACUUCAGUGCAUGUGCUCGAGUUCACACGAGAUGAAGUUGUCACGGUGAGAUGCUGCAUUUAAAUGAUGAGCUCUUAAAAUGUAGUCAUCUUUGUGAUUUUUUUAUCAAGUCAAUUACUAAUCUUGUUUUUUGCCAAAAGAUCCUUGACCCAUAUGUUUAAUUUUGAUAAUUUUUUUCUUGUGCAAAUAAAAUAAGAAAAUAAAAAAAGGGAGAUCCUUUUGGAAGUUUACGAAAACGACGAAAAGAAAGUUGCGAAAGCUGCAUACCCUACAAAUCUUUGCCCGAAAUCAAAUAUAAUUUCUUAAAUUUAUAAACCGCCUUUGUUUCAUACGAUUAUUUUAAAGUCAAUUUCAGUAAAAAAUAUUCACUUGGUAUUUCUUAGAACAAUUGUAUUUUCUAAUAUUUAUAUUUUUAUUUUCAGACAACGACAGUAGAAGACACGGAUAUUGUUGCAAAACGUGUCUAUAAAUUAAUUGAAUAGUUUUAAUUAGUCUAAUAAAAGUUAUUAAAAAUUGAAGUUACCUCAUUCAUUUAAUAAUUAAUGAAUAAGGAAGCAUGGUUAUGAUUCAUGUGCACACGAUUGCACGUAAGACUAUAAUUAUGGACUUUGUACCGACAGCGCUUCGUAUAGAACUUCUCUACUAAUAAAGGUCUGCUUACGGUGGUGGUGUGUAGCGUGAUGUGCGGUCGUGCGUAGAAUUUAUAAUAUUACUAGCUUUCGUCAGCGGCUUCGCCCGCGUGCUCCCUUGGGAACUGUUUAGUAAGAUAAAAAGUAACCUAUAUGUAAAUCCACGCUCAGAAGAAUCGGUAUACUAAAUUUCAUCAAAAUUCGUCUAGUGUUUUUUUUUCGUGAAAGAGUAACAAACACACAUACAUCCAUCCACUUUCGCAUUUAUUAUUAGU